Caenorhabditis briggsae is the source of this 330-nucleotide messenger RNA. The coding region runs from base 1 to 330 and encodes 109 amino acids. The record is from RefSeq and is a predicted model, not a curated record. The transcript has a single exon. NCBI's taxonomy places the organism in Eukaryota, Metazoa, Nematoda, Chromadorea, Rhabditida, Rhabditidae.
AUGUGGUAUAGUAGUGAGAAGCAGAGAUGUCCUGCUUCCGGAUUCUGGAUUCUGGAUUCUGGAUUCUGGGUUCUGGGUUCCGUAUUCCGUAUUCCGUAUUCCGUAUUCUGGAUUCUGGAUUCCGGAUUCCGGAUUCUGGAUUCUAGGUACCGUAUUCCGUAUUCCGUAUUCCGUAUUCCGUAUUCCGUAUUCCGUAUUCCGGAUUCCGGAUUCCAUAUUCUGGAUUCUGGAUUCCGGAUUCUGGAUUCCGGAUUCUGGAUUCUGGAUUUUGGAUUCUGGAUUCUGGAUUCUGGAUUCUGGACUUUCCGGAGAAUAAUAAUAGCGUUGUAA